AUGUCUUCCAGACAGAAUAGCGUAGACUACGAAGGGGAAACCUUCGAUGAUGCCUCUGAAACAGUGAAUGACCACCAAAACCUCACCGUUUCCAUCCCCCAAAGUUCCUCGACACCACGCUCCCUGACAGACAGCCCUCCAAGCGGAUCGGCAGCAACGCCACAGUUUACGGAAGCGCCGCCGUUGCCAAUAGCUCCCCAGGAAGAGAAGAAGGAUGAGGAGCCGGGAACGGAUGAUGCCAGCUCGGACAGACCGUCGGGAUCUGAGGAAACACCACGCAAGACAAAACCCCAAAAGUCUCCCCUGUUGACGGCCCACCGUUUAUCUACAAGCUCCCUGGAUGAUGUGAAUCUCGCUGGUAACAAAGAGGACGAGCCCGUGGACCCUCUCCAGACGGCCCCGGAGCCCAAAGCGACUUCGCCUACCCUUCCUACAGACUCAUCGAAUCAAAGCUCGGGCCUGCAGGGCUUGUCCGGAGCCCUUCCACCGAUUCCAUGGGGCCCUCCCCCGGUAAACAAGAAUCCACCCCCUGAACAAGCGCCGCCGCCUCCGAGUCGGAAACUCACCGGUCCCUUUGCGUGGCUUUCCAGAAGCUCGACUGGCGGAAAGGAUGUCAAGUCUCCCCCACCUAACAACCGCAGAAACACCGGCACAUCCGUGUCUACCCUUUCCAGCAACCCGGAACACAAUGAUCCAGACGCUGCGGCUAAGCUCAAGCGCAACAGCUUGAGAGAUCAGUUCAAGAUGCUUAGAUUGCGGGAGGAAGGGUUGGUUUCAGAAAAUGAAGAAUCGAGCAAUGCUUCCGGACGGGGCAGCGUGGGUCCUUCUGGAAGUCCCCCAAGCAUUCCAGAAGAAAGUGAGGAUAAAUCCGCGGCCGCACCACCGGCUCCAGCAGCCAACCCUGGUGCGCAAGCCACAAUCAAUCCUAAUCUUGCUCCCGGAACAGUCUCAGGCUAUUCUACUUCUGCAAGCGAUGCGUCAGCACCCGUGGACUGGGAGUUAUGGGAGCAGCUUGUAAAUGGUGGACCACAGGCAUUAAACGGAACAAACGCUGAAGAGUUGAAUGCCGCCAUCAAGCGAGGAAUCCCGCAGACCAUUCGAGGGGUCAUCUGGCAAGUCCUGGCUGGCAGCCGAAACCUCGAGCUUGAGGAGGUGUACAGAGAUCUCGCUGUGCGUGGUACAGAUAAAGAAAAAGAACGCCAGCGGCUUUCAAAUGGCCACGUCAAUGGGAUUGGGGAGAAGGAGUCUUUGGCGUCUUCGCGAUCGUCAGUACGGUCUGAAAACUCGGCCGCGGGUACACAUUCAAACAAUUCCUCGAACCCUUCCCAGGAGCCGGACCCCGAGAAGCUGUCGAAGGAACAGGUUGCCUCUGAAAAUGCUCGCAAGAAGAAAGCCCAAGACGAUGCUGUGGCCCUGCAGAAGUUGGAAAAGACCAUCAGAAGAGACUUGGGCGCCCGCACCAGUUAUUCUCGGUAUUUUAUCUCUCAAGGAAGCCAAGAAGGCUUGUUUGGCUUGUGUAAGGCAUAUGCUCUGUACGAUGAGGGGGUUGGAUAUGCCCAAGGCAUGAAUUUUAUUGCUAUGCCCUUGCUGUUCAACAUGGACGAGGCCGAAGCGUUCACGCUUCUUGUCAAGUUGAUGAACAAGUAUGGGCUGCGGGAGAUGUUUAUUCAGGACAUGCCUGGGCUUCAUCGCAGCUUGUAUAUAUUCGAGCGUCUACUUGAGGAUAUUGAACCGGCACUGUAUUGUCACCUUCGCAGGCGAGGUGUUCCUCCCCAGUUAUACGCCACUCAAUGGUUUCUCACCCUUUUCGCCUACCGCUUCCCCUUGCAACUGGUCCUUCGCAUUUAUGAUCUCAUUCUUGAGGAGGGUCUUGAGGUCACGAUCACUAAGUUCGCCGUUGCUAUCAUGCGUCGGAAUGCCGAAGCGCUCCUUAGCAUGAAGGACAUGAGUCCCCUGACGGCCUUCUUGAAAGAACGACUGUUUGAUGCAUACAUUGACAAGCAACCCUCGGCGUCUUCGAUUUUGGAGUCUGGAUUCUUCGGAAGCUCUGGUGCUGCUGAUAAGGAGGUCUAUCGGGCGGACAUCCUGGUACAGGAUGCCUGUGCUAUCUCGCUCACACCGGAGAUGAUCGCCGCUUACACGGCCGAGUGGGAAGAAAAGACUCGCACUGAAAAGGAACGUGAGGCGGAAUUGGAUGGACUGAAGCAUACCACUGCUAUUCAGGCCGCUCGGAUUCGGUUGCUCGAGGAGCAGGCAGAGGCGUCGGAUAAGGAACACGUUCAACUCGCAUCGGAACUCGUCCACGUCAAGGUAGAAAACGAGGAAUUGACGGACUUGAAUGAUGCCAUGCAGGUUCAAGUAACCCAGUUGAAGAAUGUGGUCGAUAAGCAACCCGCGGAGGUUGAGGAGAAGCUUCGGACAGAGAUGGAUCGCAUCAUGAAGCGGAACAUGGAGGUCCAGAACGAGAACAGAUCCAUGGUAGAGCAGAUGGCUGAGAUGGAGAAGGAGCUCGUGGAGACGAAGAUGAAAUGGGCCGAGAUGCAUGAGAACCACGAAAACCUGAAACAAAAAUGGAGUGAUCUUCGCAAAGCUCUCGAUUAA
Molecule: messenger RNA, 2601 nt
Organism: Aspergillus wentii DTO 134E9
Lineage: Eukaryota; Fungi; Ascomycota; Eurotiomycetes; Eurotiales; Aspergillaceae
Product: putative GTPase activating protein (Gyp5)
Exons: 4
Coding region: 1-2601 (866 amino acids)
Source: RefSeq, a predicted model, not a curated record